UAGAAAAUUAUUUUAUUUUUAAUUAAGCAAUUUAUUGGGAAAGAGUUCGGAGUGAGGGACUAUAUUGAAUCAAUAUAGCUUUCAAAUCACAGAGGGACCGAGUUGUAUAAUAAAGCAAAAGAAAAGUUAUUAAUAAAAAAAUACACAUCCCGUUUGACAUUUUCCUUGUACUUAAUACGUGGUAGCCACUAUAAAUACAUCUAACACCUUAUUAAAUUAUUUGAAACAAAUUUCAUUCAUCCAAAACUACAAUUUUGGGGAAAAGUUAUUAAGAUGGCAAAGAACAAUAAAUCAACUGAAACAAUAUCAAUAGUAAUAACAAGUUUGUUUUAUCUAAUGAUCAUCAACUUCUUUCAAAACAACAAUUCCUUGAAACCACAAUGGUUGGUAUUUGCUGAUGCCCAAGCAGUGAAGAUAGGAGUUGUGUUAGACAUGGAAAGCAUGGAAGGGAAGAUAGGAUUGAGCUGCAUUAACAUGGCGAUUUCGGAUUUCUAUGAUGCUCAUCCUGAGUUUAAAACCAAGGUUGUUCUUCAUGUUAGAGACUCCAACCACCAUCUUAUUCUUAUGUCUACGGAAGCUGUUUUGGAUUUACUAAAGAACCAACAAGUUGUUGCAAUAAUCGGGCCACAAACAUCUGAGGAUGCUGAAUUUGUUGCUAACCUUGGGAAGAAAGCUCAAGUUCCCAUUGUUUCAUACUCCUAUACAAUCCCUUUACUUUCUCCCUUACAAAACCCGUAUUUCAUUCGUGUAACUCAAGAUGAUUCCUACCAAGUACAACCCAUUAGUGACCUUAUCCAAGCUUUUGGAUGGAGAGAAGUUGUACCUGUCUAUGUUGCUGAUGAAUUUGGUAGUGGGAUUAUACCUUUUCUGGCUGAUGGUAUGCAGAAAAUUGGGACUCGAAUCCCCUAUAGAAGUGCAAUCCAGCCUGCUGCCACUAGUGAUCGAAUAGAAGCUGAACUAUACAAAUUGAAAUCUAUGUCUCCUCGUGUGUUUGUAGUUCACAUGGAUGCUUCUCUAGGAUCGCGGCUUUUUUUAAAAGCAAAAGAGUUGGGAAUGAUGAGUGAAGAUUAUGUAUGGAUCAUCACGAAUGCAAUGGCUGAUGUAUUGGAGUCAUUGGAUCCUUUAGUAAUUCAAUCGAUGCAGGGUGUUCUGGGAGUGAAGACUUAUGUAAGAAGAACAAGGGAGCUAGAGAUUUUUAAUUUUAAAUGGAAAAUGAAGUUUCAGAGAGAAAAUCCUGCCCUUCUUAAUGCGAAUAUGAACAUUCAUGGACUUCGGGCUUAUGAUGCAACUAUUGCUCUUGCCAAAGCUGUGGAAGAAGUUGGUGUUACAAACUUCACAUUUCAGAGAACUAACAAUGCAGCUUCCAAUUUUUCUACUGAUAUUUCUGAUAUUGGAGUGUCGCGUUUUGGCCAACAGUUACUGCAGUCGAUACUAAGGUCAAAGUUCAGGGGACUUGGCGGUAACUUUGUUCUAGACGAUGGACAGCUACAAUCUUCUGCCUUUGAGCUUAUAAAUAUGCAGGGCAGUACAGGAAAAGAAAUCAUGUUUUGGAUGUCGUCUACUGGUUUUGUUAAAAAUGUGACUUCAGUGUCCAACAGUAAGUUUACUGCUACAAAGGCUGAUUUUAAGUCAAUUGUAUGGCCGGGAAACUCUACUAUCGCUCCUAAAGGUUGGGAAAUUUCACCAAAUGGAAGGAGGUUGAAGAUUGGUGUUCCAGUCAAGAAUGGUUUCCUACAAUUUGUGACUGUCACUCGAGAUCCUUCCACCAAAAAAACAAAAGCUACAGGCUUCUGUAUUGACAUCUUUGAUGCUGUAAUGAAAAAAUUGCCGUAUUAUGUACCUUAUGAUUAUGUCCCUUUCUCGGAGGAAGAAGGUCAACCGACAAACAGCUAUGACAAACUGGUUUCUCAAGUCUACCUCAAGAAGUAUGAUGCAGUGGUAGGCGAUGUAACGAUUAGAGCAAAAAGGUCAUUGCUAGUAGAUUUUACGUUUCCUUACACAGAAUCUGGUGUUGUAAUGGUUGUACCUGUGAAAAACAAUAAGAAAAUUCGAGCCUGGCUUUUUGUCAAACCCUUGACAUGGGAUUUGUGGGUUGCAGCCUUUUGUUCCUUCAUGUUCAUUGCGUUUGUGGUUUGGGUGCUUGAGCAUCGAAUAAACGAAGAUUUCAGAGGACCACCAGGGCAUCAAGCAGGAACAAGUCUCUAUUACUCUUUCUCAACAUUAGUUUUCUCACACAGUUUUAAUGUGUUCAACAACCUAACGCGAUUUGUAGUCAUAGUUUGGGUAUUCGUAGUGCUCAUCCUUAUACAAAGUUAUACAGCCAACUUGGCGUCCUUGCUGACAAUAGAACAACUUCAGCCCACAAUCAGAGACGUUAACGAAUUGAUAAAGACAGGGGAAAGUGUUGCAUUUCAAGAAGGCUCAUUUGUUAAGCAAUCUCUAUUAGAAAUGAACUUUAGUCUACCAAACCUGAAGUCCUAUAAUACUACAGAUCAGUUACAUGAACUUUUUGUCAAGGGGCCUAAAAAUGGAGGGAUUGCAGCAGCAUUUGAUGAACUACCGUUUAUUAAGAUCUUUCUUGCAGAGUACUGCUCAAAAUAUACCAUGAUACCGCCAACAUAUAAGACUGAUGGGUUUGGAUUUGUUUUCCCCAAAGGCUCCCCUCUUGGAUCAGAUGUCUCGAGUCAAGUGCUAAACGUAACUGAGGGAAAAGAAAUGACAGAUAUUGAAAACAAAUGGUUUCAGAAAACAAAUUGUCCUGAUUUAGGCGUGUCAUUGUCUUCAAAUAGUCUUGGUCUUGACAGUUUUUGGGGCUUAUUUACAAUCGCGGGGGCUGCUGCAUUAUUUGCUCUAAUCAUAUCUUUGGCUAGCUUCCUUAAAGAGCAUCGAAACGUAUGGUCUGAUGGUAGUGCCUCAGUUUGGACUAGAAUAAGGACAUUGAUGAAAGUUUAUGACCAAAAGAAUCACAAUUCUCAUACUUUUAGGAACAGUCCACAACAGGGUCAGAAUUUUCUUGGUACAUCAUCAAGUAGUCCGUUUCCACAAAGUCCAUCGAGCUUUUGGCACAAUUCAGGAAGAGGCUUCAAUAUUUAUGAAGAACAAUCAACUCCAUCUUCGGAGAAAAUGGAUAUUAAUUCAAGUAGGCUAGAAAAUUCUAUUGAGCCCUGCUAACGGACAUAUGCUUAGUAUUAAAGGUACACACGAGUGUAUAAAAGGUAAAGAAUGCCUAUUGUUAGAAAAUGUGAAUUUAUUAAGAUUGGUGUAAAUCCUUUAGGUAUGUGUAAAGAGAUAAGUAGAUAUACAACAGUUAUGAGUAGCAAAUGUACAGGACUCUUUCGCCCCAAAGUAAAAAAGUGACACCGUAUGAAAAGAGUUAACACUUAACACAUGACUUCAAUGUUUAACCUGCUGACCUGCUGCUGUCUUUUGAUCAAGAAAAUAUUUUUUUGGUAAACUUGUUUAUGUUUAGGACUUGGGACAUGAUUGUUUUAGUUUUGUGAUUAAAAUUAAAUUCCUACUUACCUGAUUCUUUACUUUUAAUUUUUAA
This is a messenger RNA of Chenopodium quinoa (quinoa), 3547 nucleotides long. RefSeq names its product glutamate receptor 2.8-like. Lineage: Eukaryota; Viridiplantae; Streptophyta; Magnoliopsida; Caryophyllales; Amaranthaceae. The record is from RefSeq and is a predicted model, not a curated record. Gene Ontology annotation, molecular function: G protein-coupled receptor activity; glutamate-gated receptor activity. Bases 274 to 3171 code for a protein of 965 amino acids. Gene Ontology annotation, biological process: G protein-coupled receptor signaling pathway. The transcript is spliced from 5 exons. Gene Ontology annotation, cellular component: plasma membrane.